Molecule: messenger RNA, 2453 nt
Organism: Octopus sinensis (East Asian common octopus)
Lineage: Eukaryota; Metazoa; Mollusca; Cephalopoda; Octopoda; Octopodidae
Product: ras-related protein Rab-5A
Exons: 8
Coding region: 551-1159 (202 amino acids)
Molecular function (GO): GTP binding; GTPase activity
Source: RefSeq, a predicted model, not a curated record
UAUAUAUAUAUAAAUAUUAAUUUAAAAACACAACUAUGCCCCGACAUGCAGAUCCACUUUUGUUAAUACACACACACAUAUAGGUGUAUUACACACACGCUUAAUUAUACCCACCAGAAAGCAACUGCUAACUUUUUUGAACACAUCAACAUUUAACACGACACACAACUCAUUUUACACACACAGCACAAACACAAAACACACACACGUCCCACUCACACACUACAUAUCUACACACACACACACAUAACACAACACAAAAGCCGACAGUUUUGUACAGAAAGAAGGACGGUGAGCUGUGCUACCAUCGUUCGUGUUUAACACUCUACCUUCUAAGCUCCAACUUUCUCUGUUGUUUCUCUCAUUACCUCCGCGCACCCCCGUCAUCCACAUCUAUUUAUCUCGCCACAUAACUCAUCAUUAUCAUCGUCAACAUCGUCGUUAAUUGCAAGCACCGCCUCUCUCUCUUCUUCUGUCGUUGUUUGUUUACAAAUUUGGAUAACUUUAAAAAUAAACAACAAACAAAACUUGUAAACCAACAAAACUGGAAAUGUUGGUGAGAAACGUAAAACUGGUCUUCUUUGGGGAUAGAGGAGUUGGCAAAAGCAGCAUGCUCUUCCGUAUGACACUUGAACAUUUUACUGGUUCCAUAGACACAAAUUUAGGUUCUAGUUUCUUAUCAAAAUCAAUCCAGUUAGAUGGCACCACAUACAAGUUCCAGAUAUGGGACACUCCAGGACAAGAAGGACUUCUUACCAACUAUUCCAGCCAAAUGCACGGUGCCUCUGCUAUUGUUAUUGUUUACGAUGUUACAAAUAAGAAUUCUUUUGCAAAUGCUACAACCAGCUGGUGGAAGAAGGUCCAGAAACAUGGCGGUGCCAAUUUAGUAGUGGCACUGGUUGGCAAUAAAUGUGAUCUAGAAGCUAGUAGGAAGGUCAAAACAACAGAUGGAAAGUCGUUUGCUGACAGCAAUGGGGCAGUGUUUGUCGAAACAAGUGCAUUGACUUCCACAAAUUUAGUUUUCUUACUUCAGGAAAUUGCUCAAAAGUUACCCCCAACUUCAUGUGAAGAAGUAGAAGCUAGCAAUGACUCUUCUUCAAAGGAUGUCUCUGACUCAACCAGCAAAACAUCAAAGAAAAGUGGUUGCAAUCUAUCCUGACCAUUGCAUCUGUUGUUGUUAUCAUCACAGCCUUAACCGCGACAAUCACCAAUUUCCCCUGAUCAACUCCCUGGCUCAAAUCAUCCUGCAGCUGAUUCUAUCUCAUCAACUUUGCAUCUUUUGUUGUUAUGUGAAAGGAUGAAGGGGGGGGGGAACUUUUGUCAUUUGUUUGUUAAAUACUGACAUUUUUGUUGAUUUUCUUUUUUUUUUUUUUUUGGAAAGGGAAGGAGUACAUUUUAAAUCUUGUCCUCUCUCUCUCUGUCUAUCUGACUCUAUAUAUGUUUGUGAGUGCAAUAUAUAUAUAUAUAUAUAUAUGUAUAUAUAUAUAUAUAUAUGUAUGUAUAUAUAAUGUAUAAGAAGAGUGUUGUAGCCGGCUUGAAGCAUUGUGAUACAGAGGUGAAAUAACAAAGUAAUGAAGAUGGAGUGUUUCUGACAGUGUGAAAAGGGAAAAGUUUAAUAAUCUUUUAUGUAUGAGUUACAAAAGCUCAUCCUCAGAAGUAAACGGUCAGAAAAUGUGAGUCUUGGCCAGUACUGUAUAAACUCAUUGCUUUACUCUGUCCACUUCUGAUGCAGGGUCAUCGUGCCCGAAAUAUAUAUAUUUACUAACUUCUCUCUUUUUGCAUAAGAAGCUCUUUGUCUUCAUUACGUUGUGUUAUAUACAUAUAUACAUACAUUCAUGAAUGUAUAUAUAUUCAUAAAUAUACAUUCUUGUAUAUAAUUACUGUAUAUUCUUAAACACAUUUUUACAAUCCAACAAAUAAUUUUAUGAUUCUGUUUAAAAAUUCCAAAUCCAUACAUAUUCUCUGAUGAAGGAAAUGUGAAUUACCAAAGUUCAAAAGGUCUGACCUACACACUUCUUUGCACAUUCCCAGAAACGGCCGUAAGACUCUUUCUAUUUAUUGGAUUCAUUUGAGGACUUCUCUUUUGGGACUAUUGUGAACUGUUAUCUCAUCAGCUUGAACUUCUUAACUUAUCUGUAUGUAUUUAUGCAAUUAUCCAACUUUGAUUUGGGCAUGGAAUUACACUAUUAUAUGUAUAUAUAUAUGUUUUUUUAUGUUAUGUGUUUGCAUGCUUAUAACGGCUUAUAUGUGCCCUCUGUGUUUAGAUAUAUGUCGGCUUUCACGAGGAGCAUUAUUGACCUUGGAACUUGUCUCUUUCAAAUUAAUCCUUUAAUCUAAUUGCUCAAUAAAUUGAGCCCUGUGCUGUUGCUUCUUGGAAAAAGUCCACCUCUAUAAUUUUUCACUGCCUAUAUAUAUAUAUAUAUAUAUAUAUAUAUAUAUAUAUACACACACAC